Molecule: messenger RNA, 568 nt
Organism: Diversispora eburnea
Lineage: Eukaryota; Fungi; Glomeromycota; Glomeromycetes; Diversisporales; Diversisporaceae
Source: the annotation of a GenBank genome assembly
GUUGAGACAACAGCUCUAAGGGAAUGUAAAGAAAAUGAAAUGUUUCCUCAUAUCAAGAAGAUGAUUGAAAAGAUGAAGGCAGAAGGAAAAUGGCAAAUUUUACGAGUAGCACCAGGAAAUAACCGUUGGAUAAUUUGUCCUGAAUCACAAAUAAAAAUAGAGAUUGAAGUCUCAGCGGGUCGUAUGAAGUUUGUAGAUUUUUCUAUUAGUGUAGACACUAAUCAAAAUAUAAGUAACGAAGAGGAAACAAGGUGCAAAAUGGACAUUUCAAGUGAUACUGAUAGUGAUAGUAUUGAGGAUGAGGCAGCAAUUCAUAAUGCAAAUAAUAAUACACUAUGGAUUAAUAAAAUUAUUACUAUUGAUCCUCAUCAAGUGUUACACUCCUAUUCCAGUUCACCAGUUGUACAUAUUGCUGACAUUUCUAACGCAACACCCAGACUGUUCUUCGAACGUUUUAUGCCUAUUGAUUUUAUAAUGUCAGUAGUAAUUUCCAUUACAAAUAGAUGUGCGCGUGAAUGUGAACGUAGGUGGAAUGAUUUAACGUGGGUGGAAUUUAUGAAGUUUAUUG